Molecule: messenger RNA, 3089 nt
Organism: Ceratina calcarata
Lineage: Eukaryota; Metazoa; Arthropoda; Insecta; Hymenoptera; Apidae
Exons: 6
Coding region: 449-2440 (663 amino acids)
Biological process (GO): nuclear migration along microtubule
Cellular component (GO): nuclear membrane
Molecular function (GO): actin filament binding; lamin binding
Source: RefSeq, a predicted model, not a curated record
AUAAUUUAGAGAGGCAACGAUAGUGCCCUCUACCGGGAGUUGGAUAUGCGGAUGGGUUUGGCGUGGGCUGGGGAUGGGCGGCCUGGCCGGUUAAUCGGUUAAAUUAAAGGUGCGAACCGUGCAGGUAUGGUGCUCGAUGGCCGAUUAAGAAUUUAUAAAGUAAAAUAGACGGCGACGCGGAAAUUUAUACGGUAGAAUGACACGUUGAAGUAACUUUGUAAAAGGCGAAUUUGCAUGACUUGUGAAUUGAAACCGUGUCUUAUUUUGUGAUUGACAUAACGUAUAACGUGCAAAGUGCAACGUGAAAGUCCGGCACGUACGCCACGUGACCGCAUGGUUUUUAGACGUUGUUCUAAGCAGCAUAGGUUAAGGUGAAGACCCGGUUCCACCUGGUUGGCGGGAGAUGAAUUCCAUUCGUAACUCUCACGUGUCUCUCGCAUAAACGAAGAUGGAAUUCGACUUCUCGUUCAAUUUCAUGCUGAUAUUCUCUAUCUUCUUAUCGAUACUCGCUACGAUAAUCACCGUCUACCAAAAACUCAAAUUAAGAUGGCCCGUAAGAAUGAACUGCUGGUUUUGCAACAACGAUACGAAAAUUUGGCGGCAACAUCUCAAUUGGUGGAUGUGUCCCCAUUGCGAACAAUACAAUGGUUUCGCCAAGAACGGUGAUUACGCGCGUACAAUACCGGAGCAACACAGGAUAUCUCGGGGAGAGAUUAAAAACUAUUGUAGAACGAUAAAUCAACAGCAAAGAUCGAAUGAGCAUGACGAAAAAAGUGGGCUGUGCGAACGAUGUAACAGGAACGAGAGCUUGAAGCUGUCGAAACUGUCCAAUUAUAUACCCAGAGACGAAAGGAAUUAUGAGUACGAGAUAAAACGGUUCAAAGACAGCUUAGAAGAGAUCUAUCCGUUAUGUGUGAGAUGUAAGGCCACGGUGAAAGGCGUGUUGUGCAGGCAAGCAUUAUGGCUCGCACAAUACAAAAUGUUGUUCUUUAAACAAAAACCAUUUUCUGCGAUGAUCGCUGACAGAGAGAAGAGAUAUUCUGAGCCAGUGUGCAGAAUAGUUUCAACGAUACUGGGUUCUAUGGCAGCGUACGAUAUGGAGCUCGUAUUGUUACCAUUUGGAGGACUGCUCUUCCAAUUUUAUGCUUGCUGGAUAACUUCCAAGAGUCAACGAAACUCUGACCGGUUACUUCUGUGUCUAUGGUUAUGCAUGAUCGUACUGCUACCCUUUAAAGAUAAGACGAUAUUAAAAGAAGCAGAGCUGCUGGCCGAUGAUUCGUGGUUUCCCUUUGAGUACGUCACGCAUUAUCAUAUGGUAACGUUGAUCGUCACGAUCAUAGGCUUCAUCAAUAUCAUGCCCAAGUCUCGUAAGACCGAAUUUAAGAAUAUGUCAUUUAAGAAAAUCGAAUCUCCUACGAAAAACGUAAUAAUGCCGUUUAAUUACACGGAGUCUACGAACAAUGAUGAAAAUUUUAGCGAUAAGCCGAGCAAUCGUUUAAACCAACCAAUUACUAACCAAUUGGCGUCGAACGCCACGAAGAAAUACGGGUAUCAACCUUGUUCAACAAAUUCUAUAUCGACAACUUUUCAAAGUCCAUGUACGACUCGACCUCGGAACCUGUCGUUGUCUUUAACGACCGAAAGUAACAACGGCAGGUCCGAAGAUAAAAACACUGCGACAGUCGCAGCAGACAACGGUACUUACUCGUUGUUGUUGAACGAUAGUUUGAGCACGCUGGGUGAAUUAACGCUGAGCAGCGAAGAGAGACCGAGACGCGUCGUUAAAACGCCUAAGAUCUUUGAAACGAGGGUAUACGAUACGAACGUUUCCGACCUGUUCAAAAAGUCUGUCGUCAAGUCGAGACACGUUCUAUCGCCACCGAAAUUGAAAUCUGUGACGCAAACGUCGUGGGUAGCCGGUGGUUACUGGCAGGAGGGCAUAGACCCGCCAUUGUCAUUGUCCAGAUCGUCCAGUCAAAGUUCUGGCUUCGGUUCCGUCGUCUCCAAUUUCGGUACGUCCAAAGAACCUUCCAUACACGAGUUCGAUCGAUGUUCGAUCAUGUCGGAUGCAACGCAAUCCUAUCGCACCGUGAGGCAGGCCAACAGUCCUGUCGUCGGAUCGUCUUAUCAACAGAGUUUGCACGGUCCACGGUUCCCUGAGACGAUCAACAAUCAUCAGUUCAAUUACCAGACGAUGAAACGCGCAUCGGCCAAUCUGUCCGUUUCGCAAACUUGGAAUAAUUCGCCUUUCCCGAUCGAUCAGUGUCCAUGUCCGGGACAGAACGGCGUUAACGGAAGUAAUACUAAAGAUCACCCCUCUGAAAUCAAGUUUCCUAGUCACCACGCUACCAUUGUAGCGGGUCCGGUUUGGUUACCAGCACUAUUGUGCGGUUCGCUCGUAAUAAACAUAAUAGUUUUAUGUACCACUUUAUCACGAUAAGACGUGCGAUAAGGCGUCGGCGGCGUCUGUUGUUUUUCCUACGUUCGUAGUUUUUUACGUCUCAGUCGUCGAUACAACGAAAUAAGUUGAUUAUUAGUUUUUUAAAAACAGUUAAUUUUAACUUUAUUGUGGAUGAGCGUCGGUGAUGGUGAAAGGGAAUCCGUUUAUAAGUAAGUGUUACACUGCCAGUAUAGUCGUCGGUCGUUGAAGUUGCGAUCAUUGUUCAUUUCUCACUUCUCAGCAAUUGUAAAUAGAUAUUCAUUGUUUUAAUGCCCGUUGUUAAGAUCGACUGUCAACAGCAGCAGGCGAAAACGAGACUACUGUUGUGUGUACCGUGGAAAAUGAUAAAUUCAUCUGACAUUCUGAAGAAUCGUCGUGUCUCCAUCUGUGUUCAUUAGUAAUAAUGUACAUACAUGCGUGAUCCACCAAGUUCAACGGUUUAGUAAGCUGCCCGGUCAAGGUUCAAACUGAAACCGAGUAUUCGUUUCGUACAACAAAUUUCUACGCGUCUAAACGCGACGACGGGAUUCGCCAUGUGUUCUGACAUGUUUUAUAAGUCCGUCUAUUGUAUAUUAUGCUGUAUCGUGUUAUACCAUGUGAUGUUAAAAUCUAAUCUAACGAAAUAAAUAUAAUAAUGUAAUAUUUUUAA